Vitis vinifera (wine grape) is the source of this 972-nucleotide messenger RNA. RefSeq lists its product as uncharacterized. The transcript is spliced from 2 exons. Lineage: Eukaryota; Viridiplantae; Streptophyta; Magnoliopsida; Vitales; Vitaceae. The record is from RefSeq and is a predicted model, not a curated record. Bases 298 to 780 code for a protein of 160 amino acids.
ACACCCGGCAUGCCCUCUAAACGAUUUCCAUUAUUUAAUUAUUAUUGUUUGAUAAAGUCGAGAUGGGGAUGAAAUCAUGAAAGAUACCCUUCUGUGAUAUGCUGUUUUGAUUGGGCCUGGGCCACUUAUUUAUUUGGAGGAAAAGCUGUUUAAGGGCCAGUGUUCGACCCAGUUCAGGGGUACGCACUCCAUGCCUCAAACUCUCACACCAUUCAAUCAUGGGUCGGACAGUACCCAAUCCACAUUCUGGAUCUUCAUCUCCACCUCCACCACACACGAGAAAGCCUUAACCAAUCUAUGAAUUCAACCAAGCCUCUCCUUCUCAAUUCUUUUUACAGACUACCAACCAUGAAUUCAAUCAAGCCUUGUAAAACCUCUUAUCAACCGCCAUUUCUUUCCAACCCUUGUAGGAUUCCGAAACGGGUAAUGAAAUUACGAACCAGUUUUCCACCAGGUAAGGUUGCUGAUAGAAGAAAGGUUGCUGUGAGGGUGAGUAGUGGAGAAGGAGAUGAGAAAAGGACAGAAAGAAGAAGCUUCUUGACUCUGGAAGAAGCAGGUUUAGUUGAAAUGUCAGGUCUCAGUACUCACGAAAGGUUUCUAUGUAGGCUCACGAUAUCGUCUUUGAAUUUACUGAGAGUGAUAGCGGAACAAGAAGGAUGUUCAAUUGAGGAGUUGAAUGCUGGGAAGGUAUGUGACUGGUUCGUGAAGGAUAAGCUCAAGAGGGAGCAGAAUCUGGAGUCCGCAGUACUUAAGUGGGAUGAUUCUGAGUUCCAAUUUUGAGAUUUUCUGUUUUUGUAAUUCAAACACAAUCUGGGUUUUUUCAAAUUUGGAGGGGCAGUAAUAGAUUAAGCCAUGAGAUCUCUUUCCUUAAUGUCAUCAUGUGUAUGGAGACCAGGAGAUUGAAGAAUUCAUACUAGUCUUUUGUGCUUGAUGAAUUUAUUCCUGUGACAGGGUUCACAAGACUUAUCUUCA